AUGUCAAAUCAAUCGAGCUCUCCUGUAAGAGGAAACUUUGACUCAAGCUCAUCUCCAGCUAGGGCUCCUAAUGCAAAUGUUCGCCAACCAUCAUCUCCCGCAUUGUUUUAUAACACUUCUUCCUCACAGCCGGACACUUACGAACGAGAUAGUGCAAGGCAGCCUCGAAGAAAUGUGCCUGCUGCCCAGGGGUCGUCACCGUUCUUCUAUCCGUCAUCCUAUGAUGAUCGGUAUUCCAGUCUGGGAUCGCACAGAAGAGAACAAAUAGCUGAACAAAGGACCACACCAGGAAGAAACCUGACUUCUGAUUUAGGUAACGACCCAGCAGGGUCGCUCUCAUCUACGUUUGGUGGUCGCCCAAGCAACCGCGUACACAUGCGAAGAAAUGAUAUUCAUGCAUCUGAUCUGUCCUCACCGAGAAGAAUCGUGGACUUGGACGUCCGUUCCGGGCUUCCAGCGUCUUCAUCUUCAGCACUGCCUUCUGAAGCCACCGAGCCACUGAGAAUUAUUUGGGGUACCAACGUCAGUAUUCAGGAAUGUGCUAAUGACUUCAGGAGCUUUUUGAUGUCAUUCAAAUACAAGUAUCGUAAAACAUUGGAUGACAGAGAGAUUUUAAUCAACUCUACUACGGAUGAGGAAUUGUAUUACGUCAAGCAGUUGAACGAAAUGCGAGAACUGGGCCUCUCUAAUCUGAACUUAGAUGCUAGGAACCUCUUGGCAUACAAGCAGACUGAAGAACUAUAUUAUCAGCUGCUAAAUUACCCUCAGGAGGUUAUAUCGAUCAUGGAUCAGACCAUCAAAGAUUGCAUGGUGUCGCUAGUGGUUGACAAUAACUUGGAGUACGAUUUGGAUGACAUCGAGACAAGAUUCUACAAGGUAAGGCCGUAUAAUGUUGAAACUGAAAGAGGAAUGCGUGAACUGAAUCCAAAUGAUCUUGAUAAGCUUAUCAGUCUCAAAGGUUUGGUUCUUAGAAGUACUCCCGUUAUACCCGAUAUGAAAGUUGCGUUUUUCAAGUGCAACGUCUGUGAUCACACCAUGGCUGUAGAGAUCGACCGAGGUGUGAUUCAAGAGCCUGCAAGAUGCGAGCGCGUUGAUUGUAAUGAACCAAACUCGAUGUCUUUGGUGCACAAUCGAUGCUCCUACGCGGACAAGCAGGUUAUCAAACUGCAGGAAACGCCGGAUCUUGUUCCUGACGGUCAAACGCCGCAUUCGGUAUCGCUCUGCGUUUAUGAUGAGCUGGUAGAUUCCUGUCGUGCUGGUGAUCGAAUUGAAGUGACAGGUACUUUUAGAUCUGUUCCUAUUAGGGCUAAUCCCAGACAGCGUAUCCUUAAAUCUCUUUACAAAACUUACAUUGAUGUGGUGCACGUCAAGAAAGUCUCAGAAAAGAGGUUAGAUAUUGACACUUCAACAGUGGAGCAAGAACUAUUGCAGAAUAAGUUGAACCAUAGCGAUACAGAGGAGCUGAGAAGAAUAACAGCUGAAGAUAUCGCUAAAAUCAAAGAAGUGGCGAAAAGGGAGGAUCUUUAUGAGCUUUUGGCUAGAUCGAUUGCCCCCAGCAUCUACGAAUUGGAUGAUGUUAAAAAGGGUAUACUGCUUCAACUCUUCGGCGGCGCAAAUAAGAAAUUCACAAAAGGUGGCAGAUAUAGAGGAGAUAUUAACAUUCUGCUCUGCGGCGACCCUGGGACCGCUAAAUCCCAAAUCUUGCAAUACGUUCAUAAAAUCGCUCCUCGAGGUGUCUACACUUCUGGUAAGGGUUCCUCGGCUGUCGGGUUAACCGCAUACGUUACGAGAGACGUUGAUACUAAACAAUUAGUGCUAGAGAGUGGUGCAUUGGUGCUUUCCGACGGUGGUGUUUGUUGUAUUGAUGAGUUUGACAAAAUGAGUGACUCGACUAGGUCAGUGCUGCACGAAGUUAUGGAGCAACAGACAAUAUCCAUAGCGAAGGCAGGUAUUAUCACCACUUUGAACGCUAGAGCCUCGAUUUUGGCCAGUGCUAACCCCAUUGGAUCUCGAUACAAUCCCAAUUUACCGGUAACGGCGAAUAUCGAUUUGCCACCACCUCUGCUUUCCAGGUUCGACCUCGUUUACUUGGUCCUCGAUAAAGUGGAUGAGGGAACCGACAGAGAGCUCGCCGAGCACUUAACCAGCCUUUACAUCGAAGACAAGCCGCAGCACGUUGCGACCGAUGACGUGCUGGCGGUUGAGUUUCUGACUGCCUACAUCAACUAUGCAAAGGAAAAUAUCCACCCUGGCAUCACGGAACAGGCCAAGACUGAGCUUGUCAGGGCGUACGUGGGAAUGCGCAAGAUAGGUGAUGAUUCAAGAUCUGACGAGAAACGCAUUACCGCCACCACCAGGCAACUUGAGAGCAUGAUCAGAUUGUCCGAAGCACACGCCAAGAUGAGGCUGUCCGAGCAAGUAGAAAUCCAAGACGUCCAGGAGGCUGUGAGACUAAUCAGAUCCGCCAUAAAGGACUAUGCAACCGAUCCUAAGACAGGCAAGAUUGACAUGAACCUAGUUCAAACAGGUAAAUCAGUCAUCCAACGCAAACUGGAAGAAGACCUCGCAAGGGAAAUUCUCAGAAUCCUUACCGAUCACACUUCGGACUCGAUGAGUUUCAACGAGUUGAACAAGCAGAUCAACGAGCAUUCGCAGGAUAGAGUGGAGUCAUCCGAUAUAUCAGAGGCCCUCUCUCGACUACAGCAGGAAGACAAGCUCAUAGUCUUGGGUGAAGGUGUCAGACGAUCAAUCAGACUGAAUGUACGCGUAUGA
Messenger RNA from Torulaspora globosa, 2772 nucleotides. It is a transcript of the gene MCM4, whose product is annotated as MCM DNA helicase complex subunit MCM4. The record is from RefSeq and is a predicted model, not a curated record. Bases 1 to 2772 code for a protein of 923 amino acids. Gene Ontology annotation, biological process: DNA replication; mitotic DNA replication initiation; double-strand break repair via break-induced replication. NCBI's taxonomy places the organism in Eukaryota, Fungi, Ascomycota, Saccharomycetes, Saccharomycetales, Saccharomycetaceae. Gene Ontology annotation, cellular component: nucleus; MCM complex. The transcript has a single exon. Gene Ontology annotation, molecular function: single-stranded DNA binding; single-stranded DNA helicase activity; ATP binding.